AAAAGCAAAGAAACUUAAGUGAAAAUGAUUAAGAGUGAGGAGGUGUCGGAUCGGUCGCUUAUGUCCAUGGAACAGUUGGGUUACUACCAUGAUCCUCGUGCCCACCCGCCAUUCAGUCAUCCCCACAGCCACACCCACACCCACCCGCACAGUCAGCCACAUACUGGGCAUUUAUAUCGAUCGGGAAAUCUGUUACCUGGUAGUGGCAAUUACCAGACAAUGGGUGGCGGAGAAUCACCCACGGAGAUGGUUGAUCAGAAACCAAAUAUCGGGUAUAUGGAACUUAAGCAUUAUAUGGAGUCUACGCCCACUGCCACGCCCGUUUCGACAGCCCAGCAUUAUAGUCUGAGUGCCUUGCACAGCAUGGGUACACCGCCGGCAUCCUCAAGUCCAAUACCACCAUAUGGCGUCCUAAUGACAGCCCAUUCGACGGGUUCAGCCUCACCGCAGUCUAAUUCAAAGACGCCCACGGACUUGCCACAGGAUCUGCAGUACGUGAGCUCCACACCGAAGGUGCAGACGUUGCAGGUGCAACUGCAACCGAUGAACCAUCAGUAUGCCUCCACCAUUAAGUACUGUUCGAAUAACACCAUACUCAGUGCGAAUGACUACCAACUGCUGACCAGUCACGACGUGGAGCAACAGGCACCACAGCAAGUCCAACCCCAGCAGAUCCAGCACUCACCAGGUAGUGCCUACCUGCCGCGGAUCUCCACAUCUCCAUCACAGGUUAUUAGCAAUGCCCAUGGAAUGCCUGUUCUAAACUACUCCAGUUCGAGUUCCUCCCCUGCUAAAUCUUUGAAUGGAUCGGAUUCCUCUCCGCCUAGUCAAAAUAGCCAGGUGAUCAAGGUAGCUGGUGGGGGAGCUGGUGGAGGUGUCUCCAGUAACCAGGAUACACCCAGCACUCCUGAUACUGCUAAGAAGUCCGGCACCCGGCGGCCAGAGAAACCUGCCCUUAGCUAUAUCAAUAUGAUCGGACAUGCCAUCAAGGAAUCGCCCACCGGAAAACUAACGCUCUCGGAGAUCUAUGCUUACUUGCAGAAGAGCUAUGAGUUCUUCCGAGGACCUUAUGUGGGCUGGAAAAACUCAGUGCGUCACAAUCUCAGCCUAAACGAGUGCUUUAAAAAGCUGCCCAAAGGCAUGGGCGUGGGCAAGCCGGGCAAGGGUAACUACUGGACCAUCGAUGAGAACUCAGCACAUCUCUUCGAAGACGAAGGCAGCCUGAGACGUCGACCAAGGGGUUAUCGCUCCAAGAUCAAGGUCAAGCCGUAUGCAGGUCAUGCCAAUGGUUACUACACAGGCAGUUAUGGGGAUGCGGGAAUGGACAAUGCCAACUUCUACGCUUCGCCCGCCUUUGCCAGCUACGAUUACAGUUCAGCUGGAGCUAAUGGAGUCUCACCGGCUGGUGGUCAAGGAUUUGGGGAUCCCUGGAAUGCCCAUGCCGCUCACAGCGGUGCCUCUACGGUGGGCAUGGGAGUGGGUCCACUGCCUCAGUACUCGAAUAUAUCCUGCCUGGCAGCUGGAGGAAAUCUCAAUGGAUCCGCCUCAACGCCCCCACUGGCCCACUCUGCCCUGGGAAUGGCCCCAUCGGCGCCUCCUUCAAGUUCGCCUUUGGGUUCGACGGCGGCGGCGCUUCAAAGUGAUUAUGGACCAACCGCCAGUCUCGUGGCCGCGGGCUAUUCCUAUGCAACAAGUGCCAGCAGCCUGGACAACGGUCUCCGCUCGAUUUCGCUGCAGCAAUUGCCGGGAUUAUCCAGCAUCCAACAGGCCCAGGCUCAGGCUCAGGCCCAGGCUCAGGCGCAUCAUCACCAUCAUCAUCAUCAGCAUCAUGGUGGAUCUAUACAUCAGAACCAUGCAUCCAUGACACCGCCGCCAUCGCAAUCCGGUGGCAACCAUGUGAUCGACCAUUCGCCCAUUGAUCGCAAACCGGUUUACCUGCCGCCCAUCACCCCGCCCCCCACUUCGGUGGCACUGAACGGAGGCGGUGGCUAUUACGAGGGACUCAAGUACUCCAAUUAGCCAGGCAACUGGGCAUUUAUCAUUAUUACCUCAAAGGAUACAAUAAUAAUCACGUUUAAUUAGGCUCUAAGUGGGGGCAGACAAAGUGUAGUUGCAUAGUGCUUAGAUGAGAAAUUAUAUAUAUUAAUAAAUCAU
Molecule: messenger RNA, 2154 nt
Organism: Drosophila eugracilis
Lineage: Eukaryota; Metazoa; Arthropoda; Insecta; Diptera; Drosophilidae
Product: forkhead box protein biniou
Exons: 4
Coding region: 25-2019 (664 amino acids)
Biological process (GO): animal organ morphogenesis; regulation of transcription by RNA polymerase II
Cellular component (GO): nucleus
Molecular function (GO): DNA-binding transcription factor activity, RNA polymerase II-specific; RNA polymerase II cis-regulatory region sequence-specific DNA binding
Source: RefSeq, a predicted model, not a curated record